UUGGUUGCGUAAAUACGUUUGAAAGGCCCUAUCAGCGCGGCGGGCGGCCCGUUUGAUCUGUGUGCCGGCUUGGACGGUUCCGGUUCCAGGCUGCAAGCGGCCUGCGCCAUGGAUCCGGAAGGCCAGUCGGAUAACCGGCUGCUGCAGCACCUCAAGGAAAGCAGUAGCCGUUUCCAGACGCUCAUGCAGCGGCUGAUAGCGAAGUACGACCAGCCCUUUGAGGACGACCCGUUGGUGCAGAUGUCCACGCUGACCUACGAGACGCCCCAGGGAUUGAGAGUUUGGGGAGGAAAGCUGAUAAAAGAAAGAAAUGAGGCACAAACUCAGGACCCUUCUGUGAAGAUGAUUACCAGACUAAAUAGGCAAGCUCUAGAUGGCAAUGAGCGUUUACAGUCCUGCACACAAGCCCUGGGAGAUGAUUCAGAAAGCAGCGGAACAGAUACAAGCUUAGACGAAGAGGAAAAGCUGUCUUGCACCUUGACGCCUACAGUGCCUGGAAGCCCUUUGAAAAAUGACUUAAGAUGGAAGUACUUGACCCAGGUGGAUAUACUGCUUCAAGAUGAGGAAUAUUUUAAGAACGCAGAGAAGAGAAACGGAAAAGACACACUCGUGACUUUGGUUUCUUCCUCUUGUGUCACGCCAGCCCCUGGAUGCCAGGACAGUAUUUCUACAAAGAGCUGUGGUAGCCCUGAAAUGUCAGCUUUGUCUUCCAGAGACUGGAAUCCCUCAAACCCUUGCCAGGCUGACAUGACCGUUACGCCUAGAAAUGACAGCUUCUCCUUUCUAGGGACCAGCAGCAGCAGCUUAAGCAGCCAGCCCCUUGAGGCUGAUGACAUUUGCAAUGUGACAGUCAGUGAUUUGUACGAAGGCAUGAUGCAUUCGAUGAGUAGGCUGCUGAGCUUAAAGCCAUCAUGCAUAAUCUCCACCAAGACCUACAUCAACCAAAACUGGAACCCCAGGAGGAGGUUGUCACGAAAGAGUGGGAUGCACAUGAAUAGGACAUACAGCCACAGAAGCAAGCGCUUUCAGAGGAACUCCAAGAAGGAGCCCUGUUCAAAGCUAGGGAAAGAGGUAUUAAGAGACUGCAAGAAUUUGUUGCACACUGCUCCCCACAAGACAGACUUAAAUUUGGAAAGGGGAUCUCUUGAAGGAAGCAAACUCCAAGUCCAUAAGUUCAAUCCAGUUUGGAAGGAAUUUCAGGUGAUGCCCCGUAAGUAUUUAGACUUAAACACAAUGUACUGUCAUGAGCGAGAAAAUAGAAUGAAGACAUUACAGUGGCUAAUUUCACCUGUUAAAGUAGUUCCCAGACAAAGGAUGCUUCCAAGUCGAGCAGAGAAGUGGUAUAGGGAAAUUGAAAUGAAAUUUGACAAACUUCAUCAGGAAUGUAGCCUAUCUUCUGGGAAACAGCUUCCCCUGGCUGGUCCCACAGAGUCCUGGGCUGUAGAUGUCUAUAGAGGUAGUUCUAGAAGCCCAGGCAGCCCCCAGGGUAUAAAAACCCCCAGGCUGCAUUCACCUUUCAACAGAGAAAAGAUGAAGCGGUCAAGUGAGGCUUUUGAAGACCUGAAUGAAAUGUCUGUCAAAGUGGAUUCCUGUCUCCCAAGGAGCCAUUCCACUGUAUUACUAUCAGGGGAUAGCACCUCAUCUGGCCUUUUUCUUCAAGGACUUAAUUCUGGGUCAAUCAGAGAGACACUAUCACCCAGUACAGGUAUUUCAGCACCAUGGACAAGCCCUCGGGGCCAUGGGAGGAAUCGCUAUGAUGAGAUUAAGGAAGAAUUUGAUAAGCUUUAUCAGAAGUAUUGCUUGUCACCUCGGCAGGUGAAGGUAACCUCAUGUGUUACAGCAUCUCCAAAGAAAGUUGGUGCAUCUGUUCCUAGUCACAUAGAGGACUUAAGAAAAUUAAAUCCAGACUCUGGAUUCCUGAGUUCCCCAAAAUUGUCAACGUCUGGCUGGAACAUAAGAAGCCCACAGGACUCAAUUCCAACUGAGGCACAAAUGUCUGCAUGGACUGUUAGUGCUGUUAUGAGAGACCCUUGCUUCCCAACAAAGAGGCGCAAGUUGUCAUAUCCCCCGAUGUGUGCACACCAGACCAAGACUCAGGAUUCCUCAGGAGCAGCAGGCAAAGCAAUGCCCUGGCCAGAAAAGCAGGCCAACCCUGUGUGGCCUGACUGCUGAUAAGGUGUUCCUGUCUGUUGGGCAUGAUGUCUAUGUGUAACGAGUAGCUGUUGAGAUACAAGAUGCUAUGGCAGACACUUCCGUUUCUCUUGCUGGAGAUGGGACUCGGUAUCACACUUGCUAAGCAGUCUGCCACUGUGUCUCCCUCCCCACAGCCAUUUCCCCUGCUCUACAUCACCAUCAUCUCUGUCUUUUCAUGUGGGAUGUUAGUGGUGCCCUGGGCUUCCCCAGACACCCAGCCAAGCUCAGCCAUUAGUGUGUCUCCUGAUCAUAUUCAGGAGGAUCCUCAAUGGCAUCCUUUCUCUUGAUUUUAAUUAUCUGCCUUGUCUCUGCUCCCCUCUCACCCAUGCUGCAAGAGGACAUGUGUAGACAUGGGUAAGUCCUUGGACUUGGGACACAACACAGAAUACUUGGCUUGACCUGUGGAACUCUGGAUGUAUUUUUUUCCCUUUUGGGUGGUUUUUGUUUCAUUUGACUUUUGAGACAGGGUCUUGCAUAGCAUGGUGGCCUCACUAUAUAGUCCAGGUGGCCUUGAGUUCCUGAUUCUCCUGUCUCUGCUCCCUAAAUGCUGAGAUUUUUUAUUUUGUGAACUAAAUCCUCCUGGUUGAACUUUCAGGAAGGGACCUGCCUAGGAUCAGACCACAGAUGAUACCACAAGGAGUAGGACCAGAUACGCAAAGGAACCCCAAUCCUAGGUGCCAUGCUAACUGGGUCUCUGGCUGCCUGGUGUCCCUGGCAGGGUACACUCACCAACAGUCUCCUUUGCUCUUGGUCUUGAGUUCUUUAACAUGAUGCAAUUUCCCACCAGGGAUUUAAACCUUUAUAUUAGUGCAGUCAAGAAGAAAUUAGGCAUUUGGCGGCUGACUUUGAAGCACUAUUAGGAUUAUACUAAGAAUUGUUUUUCAUCAUUCAUGAUGGAAAAGUGAUUUUUGUUAGGUAAAUCCAAAGUUAAAAAUGUUGCCUCUAGUUCUUAGAUAGUGUGUCUGUCACUGUGUCACCCAGGCUGGCCAUAGAUGCACCUCAAGCAUGCAACACCACAACUGUUUGUUCAGCCUUUGCUUUGUCUGUGUGUCGCACUGCUUGAAGUUUCUGCCUUUAAUGGAGCUCUGGGGCAGCUGGUGCCAUGGGAAGUACCUGGUAUUAUUUUGGAAAUAAAAUUAUGCAGUUAAGCA
Mesocricetus auratus (golden hamster) is the source of this 3344-nucleotide messenger RNA. RefSeq names its product Holliday junction recognition protein (gene Hjurp). Gene Ontology annotation, cellular component: chromosome, centromeric region. Gene Ontology annotation, biological process: CENP-A containing chromatin assembly. Gene Ontology annotation, molecular function: histone binding. Bases 109 to 2172 code for a protein of 687 amino acids. Lineage: Eukaryota; Metazoa; Chordata; Mammalia; Rodentia; Cricetidae. The transcript is spliced from 8 exons. The record is from RefSeq and is a predicted model, not a curated record.